CCAACAUAAAUAAAACCUUAACUUUCCUUCAUUCCACUACUUCAAACACUACUCUACAAGUUCAAAUGACAAAUUUACCCUUCCGGACCCACUACCUAUUCCCGGCUGCACUCGCAUCGCUUCUUUUCCUCGGGUCCCUGCGAAUUGUCUUAGACAAUUUACAAAACAGCCACCACACCUUCGCCUUUUUCCGGCCACUGAGUGGUGGUUAUCGUGUCAUCAGACCACCCAUUCGUGUCUCCGAUGAAGAAGCCAUAAAAGACGGCUGCAAUAUCUUUGAAGGAAAAUGGGUUUGGGCAAACGGGUCGUACCCGCUUUACACAGAAGAAAGCUGCCCACUUUUGGUCAAACAAGUGACCUGCCAGAAAAACGGGAGGCCCGAUUCGUCAUAUCAGAAGUGGAAAUGGCAACCCGAUGGAUGCAAUUUACCAAGGUUCAAUGCUUUGAAAUUGUUGGAGAUUUUGAGGGACAAACGACUCAUGUUUGUAGGGGAUUCUGUACAAAGAAGCAUGUUUGACUCGAUGGUGUGUUUGGUGCAAUCUGUGAUUCCUGAAGGCAAGAAGUCUCUUCGAAGAGACCCUCCAAGAAAGAUUUUCAGAGCUGAGGAAUACAAUGCAUCUAUUGAGUUCUACUGGGCUCCAUUUCUCGUCGAGUCUAUUUCAGAUCAUGCAACGAAUCACACUGUGUUGAAACGAUUGGUCAGACUUGACUCCAUAUCUAACCACAGUAAACAAUGGGAAGGAGUUGAUAUAUUGGUUUAUGAAAGCUACGUGUGGUGGAUGUAUAAACCCACAAUCAAUGCCACGUAUGGUGAUCUUGGAAAUGUUGAGGAGUAUAAUGUAACCACAGCGUACAAAAUAGCAAUGGAGACUUGGGGAAAGUGGAUCGAAGCCAGUAUUAAUUCUCAAUCACAGAAAGUUUUCUUCAUGACUAUGUCUCCAACACACUUAUGGAGCUGGGAGUGGAAGAAUGGAGAUGAUGGGAACUGUUUCGGUGAAUCGGAACCUAUACAAAGACCAUAUUGGGGAACUGGUUCAAAUCUUGAUAUUAUGGGGAUUGUUAAAGAUGUUUUGGGAAAGUUGAGGGUUGAUGUGAGAUUAUUAAAUAUUACCCAAUUGUCGGAGUAUAGGAAAGAUGGUCAUGCAUCGGUUUAUGGUGAAAGGAAAGGGAAAUUGUUGACAAAAGAGCAAAGAUCAGAUCCGAAAAACUAUGCGGAUUGCAUUCAUUGGUGUUUACCGGGAAUUCCCGACACGUGGAAUGAAAUUUUGUAUGCGGUUUUGUUACAGGAUUAUCGUGUUUCUUGA
This is a messenger RNA of Lactuca saligna, 1304 nucleotides long. Lineage: Eukaryota; Viridiplantae; Streptophyta; Magnoliopsida; Asterales; Asteraceae. The record is from the annotation of a GenBank genome assembly.